CGACACUUGUCUCAUCUAAGCAGGAAUAUAAAAAGCCACUUGGCAUACAGUACACAAGACUCACUGGUGUGGCAGGUUGUCUCUCCGACUGUACAUGCAUUAAAAUUUUGCUUGGCAUUACUCAAAAUCAAAAGCAAAGCAAAAGGAAGAAAUAAGAACAAAGGAAAAAAGAUUGUGCUGAUUUUAAAAUGAUGCAAAAACUGCAAAUCUAUGUUUAUAUUUACCUGUUUAUGUUGAUUGUGGCUGGUCCAGUGGAUCUGAAAGAGAACAGUGAGCAAAAAGAAAAUGUGGAAAAAGAGGGCCUGUGUAAUGCAUGUACUUGGAGACAGAACACUAAAUAUUCAAGAAUAGAAGCCAUAAAAAUUCAAAUCCUCAGUAAACUCCGCCUGGAAACAGCUCCUAACAUCAGCAAAGAUGCUAUAAGACAACUUUUACCCAAAGCUCCUCCACUCCGGGAACUGAUUGAUCAGUACGAUGUCCAGAGGGAUGACAGCAGCGAUGGUUCUCUGGAAGAUGAUGAUUAUCACGCUACAACGGAAACAAUCAUCACCAUGCCUACCGAGUCUGAUUUUCUAAUGCAAGUGGAUGGAAAACCAAAAUGUUGCUUCUUUAAAUUUAGCUCUAAAAUACAGUACAAUAAAGUAGUAAAAGCUCAAUUGUGGAUCUAUCUGAGGCCUGUCAAGAUUCCUACAACAGUGUUUGUGCAAAUCCUGAGACUCAUCAAACCCAUGAAAGACGGUACAAGGUAUACUGGAAUCCGAUCUCUGAAACUUGACAUGAACCCAGGCACUGGUAUUUGGCAGAGUAUUGAUGUGAAGACAGUGUUGCAAAAUUGGCUCAAACAGCCUGAAUCCAACUUAGGCAUUGAAAUCAAAGCUUUAGAUGAGAAUGGUCAUGAUCUUGCUGUAACCUUCCCAGGACCAGGAGAAGAUGGGCUGAAUCCCUUUUUAGAGGUCAAAGUCACAGACACACCCAAAAGAUCCAGAAGAGACUUUGGUCUUGACUGUGAUGAGCACUCCACAGAGUCCCGAUGCUGCCGUUACCCUCUCACAGUGGAUUUUGAAGCUUUCGGAUGGGAUUGGAUUAUUGCACCCAAAAGAUAUAAGGCCAAUUACUGCUCUGGAGAGUGUGAAUUUGUGUUUUUACAAAAAUAUCCUCAUACUCAUCUUGUCCAUCAAGCAAAUCCCAGAGGUUCAGCAGGCCCUUGCUGUACGCCCACAAAAAUGUCUCCAAUUAAUAUGCUAUAUUUUAAUGGCAAAGAGCAAAUAAUAUAUGGGAAAAUCCCAGCAAUGGUAGUAGACCGAUGUGGAUGCUCAUGAGAUUUGCAUUAGGUUUGUAACUUCCUAAAUCACGGAAGGUCUUCCUCUCAACAAUUUUGAAACUGUGAAAUUAUGUACCACAGGCCAUAGGCCUCGAGCAUGCUAUAGUCACUUAAACACAGCUACAGUGUAUGAAUGAAAGAGAGAAUAUAAGAAAUGGUUGGCAUUUAACCAUCAGAAUAAAUCAUACAAUAGGAGAUUUUAUGAUUUCUGGAGAUUUUGAACUUAAAGAAGAUCAAAUUAUAUUUAUGUUCAUAUAUAUUACAACUACAAUCUAGGCGAGAAAAUGUAAGCAAUUCUCCUUGUGGUCUGGUGAAUUAAAGGGGUAUGCUUUAAAGGUAAAGUCCAUUUCUUCACACUUUCACUUAAUAUUUAUAGAAAAUCAAUACAUACAUAGCCUUGGUAAAGUGCAGGAUUGUUAUCUGUCACCAUUUUUAACAUCCUUAUACACUUGAGUUUAUAUUGUAUGAUAGCAUAUGUGGUAAGAUAGAAUUCCACCAAAAAUAGGGAUGGUACCCCAUGUGCAUAUUUCCAUUCCUAUUGUAAUUGGAAAGUGUGCUAAUAAUCCAUGCCAAGGUGCUAAUACAAUAGUUUGGAUGGCUAAUAUUACUAAGUUUAUCAGGCAGAACACACUCAGUAACCUAAGUCUCUCCCUCUUUCGAGUUCAUUUUCAUACAUCUCUAAAUGGGGGAUGGAUUUUCUUUAAAGAAAGAAGAAUCCUUUUUCUAGAGGCCAACUUGCAAUUCUGUAGCAUAGAGGGAGAAACUACUUUAUCUUAAAAGGCAGCCAUUUACUAUUCAUUUUCAUCAAAAUUUCAAAAAUUAUAGCUUGCUUUUGCAACAUUGAAGUUUUGUGGUAAAAUAAUGGAAAUGACUGAUUUUAUCAAUAUUGUAUAAAAGACUUUGAAACAAUUGCAUUUAUAUAAUAUGUAUACAAUAUUGCUUUGUAAAUAAGUGUUUCCUUUUUUAUUUACUUUGGUAUAUUUUUACACUAAUGAUAUUUCAAAUUAAGUAUUAAGGCACAAAGACAUGUUAUGUAUCACAGAAAAGCAACUGCUUAUAUUUCAGAGCAAAUUAGCAGAUUAAAUAGUGGGUCUUAAAACUCCACAUGUUAAUGGUUAGAUGGUUAUAUUACAAUCAUUUUAUAUUUUUUUACAUUUUCAACAUUCACUUAUGGAUUCAUGGUGGCUGUAUAAGGUGAAUGUGAAAUUUCAGUGGCUUAUUGUCAUUGUACUCAAAUCUCAACGUUCCAUUAUUUUAAUACUAUAAAUAUUACUAAACAUACCAAAAUGAUUAACUCCAUUAUCUAAUUAAAGAAAAAUAAAUAUGAUUUCUCAAUAAGAACUGUUAUUUUUAUUUUAUAAUUUGAUGAUAAAUAUAUUUCUUCAUUUAAUUUACUUCUGUUUUGUAAUUGGGAUUUUGUUAAUCAAAUUCAUUAUACGUAUAGCUAAGUGAAAUUAUUUCUUACAUAAAAUGUGUAGAAACAACAUAAAUUAUAUUAAAGUGUUUGCACAUUUUUGAGAA
Messenger RNA from Nannospalax galili (Upper Galilee mountains blind mole rat), 2842 nucleotides. It is a transcript of the gene Mstn, whose product is annotated as myostatin. The record is from RefSeq and is a predicted model, not a curated record. Gene Ontology annotation, cellular component: extracellular region. Gene Ontology annotation, molecular function: cytokine activity; growth factor activity. The transcript has 3 exons. Bases 189 to 1319 code for a protein of 376 amino acids. Lineage: Eukaryota; Metazoa; Chordata; Mammalia; Rodentia; Spalacidae. Gene Ontology annotation, biological process: SMAD protein signal transduction.